This is a messenger RNA of Austrofundulus limnaeus, 2282 nucleotides long. It is a transcript of the gene sacm1la, whose product is annotated as SAC1 like phosphatidylinositide phosphatase a. Gene Ontology annotation, molecular function: phosphatidylinositol-4-phosphate phosphatase activity. The record is from RefSeq and is a predicted model, not a curated record. Gene Ontology annotation, biological process: phosphatidylinositol dephosphorylation. NCBI's taxonomy places the organism in Eukaryota, Metazoa, Chordata, Actinopteri, Cyprinodontiformes, Rivulidae. Gene Ontology annotation, cellular component: endoplasmic reticulum.
UCUCAAGAGAAUAAGACGUUCCUGUCCAUGAUAAACAACGUGCUGACUACAGAUGGCUUCUACUUCUGCACAGACUUUGAUCUGACACACACACUGCAGCGACUGGCCAACACCAGUCCAGACUUCCAGGAGAUGAGUCUGCUAGAGAGGGCAGAUCAGAGGUUUGUGUGGAACGGCAACCUGCUGAGAGAACUGGCUGGGCAGCCAGAGCUUCACAGGUUUGCCUUACCUGUUGUCCAUGGAUUCAUUGUGAUAAAACUGUGUCGUAUAAAUGGGAAAAUCUUUGAGUGGAUCCUCAUAUCCAGGAGAAGCUGCUUCCGGGCCGGCGUCAGAUACUACGUGAGAGGCAUCGACUCUGAGGGCCAUGCUGCUAAUUUUGUGGAGACGGAGCAAAUCGUUAUAUACGAGGGAGCAAAGGCUUCAUUUGUACAGACUCGAGGCUCGAUGCCUUUUUACUGGAGUCAGAGGCCCAACCUCAAAUACAAACCCAAACCUAUCAUCAGCAAAGCUAUGAAUCAUAUGGAUGGGUUCCAGAGACACUUUGACUCUCAGAUCAUCCUCUACGGAAAACAAACUGUGCUGAACCUGGUGAAUCAGAAAGGUUCAGAGAAGCCGCUGGAGCAGACCUUUGCAAAGAUGUCAUCAGGUUUAGCCAAUGGAAUGCUCAAUUACCUGGCUUUUGACUUUCACAAAGAGUGCAGUCACAUGAGAUGGGACCGUCUUCAGAUUUUAGUGGAUGCUGUUGCAGAGACACAGGAUGAAUACGGUUACUUCAUGCUGAACUCGGAGGGAAAGAUAAUGAGUCAACAGAAAGGAGUUUUCCGCAGUAACUGCAUGGACUGCCUGGACAGGACCAACGUCAUUCAGAGCCUGCUGGCACGACGCUCGCUGCAGUCUCAGCUUCAGAGGAUGGGGGUUCUGAAUGUGGGUCAGCGCAUUGAAGAGCAGGCCGAGUUUGAAAAGAUCUACAAAAACGCAUGGGCUGACAAUGCCAAUGCAUGUGCUGUGCAGUAUGCUGGAACUGGAGCCUUAAAAACUGACUUCACAAGGACCGGGAAAAGGACCAGGUGGGGCCUUCUGAUGGAUGGUUGGAACUCCAUGAUCCGCUACUACAAAAAUAACUUUUCAGAUGGGUUCAGACAGGAUGCCAUUGACCUUUUCCUGGGAAACUUUGCUGUUGAUGAGUCUGAUGGCCCCACUCCUCUCCGUGUGCAGAAGGACUGGAAGUUCCUCACACUGCCCAUUGUUAUGGUGGUUGCAUUUUCUAUGUGCAUCGUCUGCCUUCUAAUGGCUGGGGACACGUGGACAGAGACCCUUGCUUAUGUUAUGUUCUGGGGGGCCGCCAGCGCAAUCACAGCCACCAUCAUCCUGUUUAACGGCCAGGACUUUGUAGACGCCCCAAAACUGGUUCACAAGGAGAAGAUGGACUGAGUGUGUGUGUAGCUGUGUGUGUCUCUGUGAGGAACGGUGUGGUCCAGAUUCUGUCUCCUCCCUCAGAUCUGGACACAACUCAUCUGCUGCCUUCGUUGAUUGUCUUUUUUUUUUUAAUCAUCCGUCUACAAGAUUUUGGAUUUGUGCGUCCAUCUCUCCUUAUCUUUUCCAUUUAAACAUGAACAUUUCUCCCUCUGGAUUCAGUUUCUUUGUGUUGGUCUGUCUGAAAGCGGUUUAAGUUGUGUACAGGAAGAUCCUGAUCUUUAGACGUUUUUUCUAUUGUUGCCUAACUUUUAAUGGAAAAUGUUCUAAGUGUGUUGUCACCCAAAGAUGUGGGACUCAAACAUAAACAAAUGAAAGUGUUUAUUCGAUCACAUUAAGGAGAACACUAACAGUAUGCACAUGCAGAGAAUUGAAUGUAACCAGAUUUACAAACGUGUGUUUAGAUUUUGAACUUGUGGCUUUACUUGUAUCGGGUGAAAACAUGUCUUCCUCUGAAGCCAUCGUGGGAGUAUUUAUAAAGGCUCUGUUUUAUCAAAGGCUUUCCCUCUUCGUUUGCACUUUGCAUCAAAAUAAAAUGUGGUUUAUUUAUUCGUUUGUGUUUAGAAGUUGGUACUCAGGCUAAAACUUCACUGGCACAAGAAUGAGGAGUUUCUCUUCCUGUAUUUCUACUCACAGAUGCAAACAAAUUUGUUGGUCUUCUUCCACAAUGAAUAAAACUCAACUAUCUGAAAUAACUUUAUUGAGAAACGUUUAGUGGCGUUCUUUGUUUCAUGUUUAACACACGUCAGACGUUGCUUGAAAUGGAUUCAGUUGAAUGUUUCGUAAAAAUAAAUAAAAAUGACAUGAAA